Hibiscus syriacus is the source of this 544-nucleotide messenger RNA. Its product is annotated as monothiol glutaredoxin-S9-like. The transcript has a single exon. Lineage: Eukaryota; Viridiplantae; Streptophyta; Magnoliopsida; Malvales; Malvaceae. Gene Ontology annotation, cellular component: cytoplasm; nucleus. The record is from RefSeq and is a predicted model, not a curated record. Bases 224 to 529 code for a protein of 101 amino acids.
AGCAUCUCUAGCUAAUAUACAUUUCCUUCUUGUUGCUUGUCCCUAUAAAUACUCUAGCAUGGAAGCUUAAGUUCCAAAAACCUUAAGCUUUGAACCCUUUUCUCUCUUUUUCCUACUUCACCUUCUAAAAGUCCAAAAUUCCACUACAGUUCUAUCCGACGCUCGUUGACCUUUAAGUGAAAUCUGCAGGUAACCAAGGGAAUUGUGAACCAGGAUUUUCAGCAUGGACAAGGUGGCAAGAUUGGCCUCAGAGAAAGGGGUGGUGCUAUUCAGCAAGAGCUCGUGCUGCAUGUGUUAUGCAGUCAAAAUCCUAUUCCAAGAGCUUGGGGUGACCCCUAUGAUUCAUGAGCUCGACCAAGACCCUGAAGGCUGGGAAAUGGAGAAAGCCCUGAUGAGGUUGGGGUGUAACGGUCCUGUUCCAGCCAUCUUCAUUGGUGGAAAGCUGGUGGGUUCCACCAAUGAAAUCAUGUCCCUUCAUCUAAGUGGAGGGCUGAUGCCUAUGCUGAAGCCUUAUCAGACUCUGUGUUAAAGAAACUUUUUAAAU